UCACCCAAGUGUUCCUCACCAGUCGCCAGUCACCAUGACUGUGAGAUCUCCCGCGCCCAAUCUCCAAGAACCCAAGAACGGUAGCUGCAGAACAGACGCAAAUAUGUACUUUAUUCGUCACAAAUUCCCACGAGGGUUCUCUCAAUAUUACUUUAAUAGAAAAGUAGAGGACGCGCGUGUGGUUGAUGCUCUGCAGCUCAGCUACAACAAUCCUAGGCAGUAUGAACUGGUGCUCUUUCAACGGCCGCUGGAGAAGCGGCGAGAUCAGGCGAAUACUUUUCCUACUGUUCCUGGGUCAGGUUGUCUCCUUUGCACUUGCACUUGCCAGCUUCACUUCAUCUCUCAUAGCCAAUCUUGGUGUUGAUGCGCCUUGUUCUCAGACUUUGUUUGGUUACUUAUCUUUGGCUUUGGUUUAUGGGAGUGUUUUGCUGUAUAGGCGUCAGAAACUACUGGUUUCCUGGUAUUGGUAUCUCCUUUUAGGUUUUGUCGAUGUUCAAGGCAAUUAUCUUGUUAACAAAGCAUACCAGUUCUCAUCAAUAACCAGUGUGACAUUAUUGGACUGUUGGACAGUAGCAUGGGUCAUAGCCAUGACGUGGUUCUUCUUAGGCACUCGAUACUCCUUAUGGCAGUUAUUUGGUGCAGUCAUCUGUGUGACUGGCCUAGGCUUAGUGCUCAUCUCUGAUGCAGGGGUGGGUGGUGAAGGGGGUUCACGGCCUCUGCUAGGGGAUAUACUUGUCAUUGCAGGGACAAUUUUCUUUGCAAUGAGCAAUGUUGGUGAGGAAUUUUGUGUUAAGAAAAAAGAUCGUGUUGAAGUGGUUUCUAUGAUUGGUGCUUAUGGAUUUCUAGUGACUGUGGUUCAGGUAUCUAUACUGGAGCUAAAGACUCUGGAAUCAGUUGAGUGGUCUGCAGAUAUUAUAUUAGCCUUUGCUGGCUAUGCUCUAGCAAUCUUUAUGUUCUACACCCUUGCUCCUUUUGUCCUCAAGUUAAGUGGAGCCACAAUGUUCAAUCUGUCUCUCCUAACAUCUGAUAUGUGGGCAGUUGUCAUUCGCAUUUUUAUCUACAAACAGCAGGUGGAUUGGUUAUACUAUCUUGCUUUUGCACUUGUCAUUAUUGGACUCAUCCUUUAUUCAACAACUGAGAAGGAUCCUGUUCCUUUACUAGCUCUUGAGGAUGGAAACUCCAGUGGACAGUACGAAGUGCUUACUGAGGAAAGUGAAGCAUCUAGAAAUGAGUCUUUGGCUUCAUGAGGGGCAAGGCAGCCUGCAGUAUAACUCGAGUUUUAUAUCCCAAUGGUGCCAUGAUAAAUUAUGAGUAAUCACAUUGAAGCUUGAGUAUUAACAAUUUUAAGAAAGACUGAUAUGGUUUACCUUCUCGGCAGGUGUUGAAGUACUGAAAUACACUUGUACUUUACCAAUCGCAAUUGUUGUUAGAGCAUAUGUGGGCUUGUCCCACAUUGGUUAAGAAUGAAACCCGUUCUUCAUUACCGCUCCAUAAAUAGAGUGCUACUCUUAUGUAUUCAAUAAUUUAAUAAAAGCAAGAUCUAGCCUCCAAGGCUUUUAAUGUGUG
This is a messenger RNA of Corylus avellana, 1566 nucleotides long. RefSeq lists its product as uncharacterized. The record is from RefSeq and is a predicted model, not a curated record. Gene Ontology annotation, biological process: transmembrane transport. NCBI's taxonomy places the organism in Eukaryota, Viridiplantae, Streptophyta, Magnoliopsida, Fagales, Betulaceae. Gene Ontology annotation, molecular function: transmembrane transporter activity. Gene Ontology annotation, cellular component: membrane.